Molecule: messenger RNA, 8167 nt
Organism: Aplysia californica (California sea hare)
Lineage: Eukaryota; Metazoa; Mollusca; Gastropoda; Aplysiida; Aplysiidae
Product: ras and EF-hand domain-containing protein
Molecular function (GO): calcium ion binding; GTP binding; GTPase activity
Source: RefSeq, a predicted model, not a curated record
UACUAUAACAUGGGUAUUUACAGUUUCAUAAAUCAAUCUAAUCUGCUGAAUAUUUAAUGCAAGCUCAAUGAUUAGGUCUGAUAUCCUACUAAAGACAAAUAAACUUUCUCCGAUCGCUCCCUCCCACUCCAACUUAUGUGGUAUAACGGUUAAGCAUUUCGCCGUCGCACAACGAAGACCCGAGUUCGGUUCCCAAGCGGAUGGUUUUUGUUUAUCGAAUACAAGUAUCUCGGUCUUUCCGCUGGGACGUUGUAUCCCUCUCAGCCUUGGUUGGUCCUGGCAGACAGGGUCAAAACCCGCCUCCUGAGUGAUCUAAUUCAUCUAAAUUGUGUCCAUGUUGGCGAAAGUUUCUAUAAAGAUUCUACAUGAUUUUCACCACUAACCGCUGCAGCGAAGCCGCAUGUAAAUUAGAGCAUGCCAAUUGUCCAACCUCACUGGUCAGUGCAUAGGUUUAACGCUCUUUUCAACAUUAUUUAAGAGACGGGGCCUCCGAAUUUAACGUCCAUCUGCAACAGGGUAAAAUUACCCGGAUGGUGAAUCUUAAAUUCUCCCCCAAAACCACCCACAACCACCGAAUGGGAUUCGAACAAGGGCCAUCCGCCUGGUAGUCCAGCUGAUUCAGCUAACUCGGCUAACAAACAGUGCUCCCUGUUCAGCCUCUAAGAGGGAAGUUUGGAGGUACACGACCGUUAGCCCAGUCACAAUCUUUAGCCCUCUCACUAUUGUCUACUCGUGCACGUACCUACAACCUAUGGAACGGAAAACUUACAAACAGACCCAGCGGCUCCGUCAAUAAACCAAUUGAUUUUUUCGUCCUACGAACAAGAGCUAAGUAAUCCUUUCUCCCCCACCCUUUCGAUCAACUUGGGACGGCUCAUGGUCCGACUUGAAACAGCUGUGGACCCUGGGCGCGUUCCGAAUCAGAUCAAUUUCUACACAUUUCUUAAAAAAACUUCCUAACCGCUGCUCUCAAGCGGAACCUUUCCAAUCAGAGAAAACAUGUUUGUGUUGUGUACAAUAGUUAUAUUCUUAUUAUAACGUUUUCUCAAGUUGAGAGCACCUUUCUAAAUCAAGACAGCUGUAGUAAUUAUUUGCAGGGUAAGCAUGUUUUUGCUCUCUUUUUUUUCCUCUGCAUUCUGUCUGCAACACUUUUAAUGUUGAUUACGAGAGGCUUUGUAAAGGAACAACUCUCCUCGCACUGUGCUCGGUUUAGCUGUGGUGUGGAACGGACGUACGUUACUGGUUAAAAACAGAACAUUGUGAAUUGUAUUCACGCAGUCUAAACCAAAGUCUUCUAACUGUUAAAUCGGAACUUGUCCUGCUGUGUUCCUUGUUUCUGCUUACUUUUGCGUUGUAUGUAAGGGAUUUAUUUUUGCCAACUGUUAAUUAGCGACGACGAACAAGUCAGCCAAGUUUUUUGACUGCGGUCACUGCGGGAGGAAACGGAUUAUUCCUUUUGACUGAGGGUUGAAACAAUUAUAUAGACCACCAUACUUCGGAAUAGCUGUGAAGACGUGAAGAGGGAACGACAGAACUCAGUAAACGAAUCAGAUCAAGAUGUCCGAUUUGGAGAAAUCUUACAGUGGGGAAGACAUGAUGACUGAACCAAACCAGGCCAUGAUAGACAGAAUGCAGGAGGUCAUGGCGGAGAAAGCAGCUGAGCUGUUCCGCCUGUGUGAUCACGAGGACAAGGGUUAUAUCACCAAGACGGACAUGCAGCGACUACGGGAGGAACUGCCUGUGUCCCAGGACCAGCUGGAGGUUGUCUUUGACUCGCUGGAUAACGACGGCAAUGGAAGCUUGACGCUCGACGAGUUUACCGACGGCUUUGGGAGUUUUCUGGGUCUCCGGUCCCAGUCGUCUAGAGAUGAGUUAGAUGAAGGAGCUGACGGCCAGCGAGGAUGUCAUCAAGGCAAUGUGGCAAAAGCUGCGCCGGGAGGAGCCAGAUAUGGCUGGCACUUUCGAGGAGUUCCUGGCUCGUCUCUCGGGGGACAUCAAGAAGGCAAAAGUCGAUUUCCAGUCUCUGGAGUCUGCUCUGUUGAGUAAGAACAACGAGCACGAAGAAGAGGUGAAGAAAUUAUAUGAAGAGAUGGAGUCACAGAUCAAACAGGAGAGGGAACAAAUACUUGCUGAGGAGAAAAUGAAGGAGAGGCAGAUCAAAGGAGAACUAGAGGAACAAGUACAUGAGAAGGAGAGACAGCUACAGGAGAUUCUAUCGAGACAUCAAGAGGAGAAAGAUCGCUUGGAGGAAAUGCUGAGCCAGUCACAAGAUGAUUUAGAAGAGUCGCGCACAUACAUACAACAAAUGCAGGUCCAGCAAAAGGAUGAGAAGAGAGAGAGAGCAAGGGCUGCACUGAUGCUGUCAGAAGGAAUUGCUAUUGAGAGAGAGAGUUUAGUGAAGCAGUUGGAUCUUCUGAAAGAUGUGAACAAGAAACUCCGUGAUGACAAGGAUGAGGCUGAGGCAACUGAAGCCAGGCUGGGCAAGCAGAAGCGGGACCUACGGAGCGAGUCGAGCCGAAACCAGCAAGGAAGGAACUUCGUAAGCAGGGUUCAGUACUCUCCAAGUACUUUCCAGGGGGACGAGUCCAGAAACGUUCGUCAGAACUGGGCUCCUUUGAACUAGAUUUGGACAACGAUGGAGAUGGAUGACGAUGCGAUUGACGUUGACGAUGGUGAUCUUGAUGAGCAAGCACUACGGGGUGCAAAUGUCCUUAUGUUGUCUAGUGGUCAUCCUGAUCAUCAUCGUCACAGCGAUGCCAGUGGAGAUGGGAGUGGAGAGGAGGAGGCUGUUGGGACUGGACAAGGCGGAGUGGGGAUGGAGGAUGGAGGAGAUGGAUCUGGACAAACAGGGGGUAAAAAAAAGAAAAGGAAAUUCCGGUUUCACACAAAGAGGUCACAGCCAGUUGGUGCUGAUGCUCAUGUCAGUGCAGAAACAAAUGUUGUCAAGCCCCAGAGAAUCUUUAAGGUAGUCUUUGUUGGAGACUCUGGAGUCGGAAAGAGCAGUUUCAUUCAUCGAUUUUGCCACCAAGAGUUCAGACCAAAUUUUGCAGCUACAAUAGGUGUGGACUUUCAAAUAAAGACGAUGGAUUCUCGGAACACGACAUGCAUCCUGCAGCUCUGGGACACAGCGGGCCAGGAGCGGUACCGCUCUCUGACUAAUGCCUAUUUCCGGAAAGCUGAUGGGGUCAUAGUUAUGUACGAUGUCACUUCGGAGAAAAGUUUCAUGAGUGUCCGCAACUGGAUGGGAUGUGUUCAGACGCAAGUGGAACCAGGAACUGUGAUUGCUCUACUAGGAAACAAACUUGAUGUAACGGAGGAUGACUCUCACAGGCCGGUCAAGGAAAAGGAUGGGAUGCUUCUCGCUGAUGAAUAUGAAGCUAUCUUCUAUGAAACCAGUGCAAAAUCUGGGGCAAACAUUCAAGAGGCUAUGGAAGCAUUUACCAGUUGGCUCCAGGAAAAAGAAGACAAGAGAAUGGAAGAUGGAUUGAAAUUGGUAGAGACCCCAAACAAGAAGGGAUGCUGUGGAAGAUAAUUUCCAUAGAAGGAGAGUUUGCAGGCUGAAAUGAAAUAAAAUGGAAACUAAAAACAAAAGUCCAGAUUACGAGACCCAAGCUCCCUCUGCCCCCAAUUCCUCGCAUUGUGAUGAUCUCAGUUUCAUGUAAUAUAUUGUGUAAAUAAUUUAGAAUAAAUAAUUCCCCUUUGUAUCAUGUUUAAUAUUUUUGUCAAUAAUUGUAGCCUACAUUCAUGCAUAUCAAAAGGGAAAUGUUUCAUUUACUUAUUCUUAGCUAGCUACCUAUACUGUGAUACACUCCUCUUUACUGGAAGCAUUGCAAUGUACUUUAUCAAUUCCUUUCUUUUUAUUUUUUUGGAACCCCUUUUUUUUAUAUGUGGCCUUCCAGGCUUGAGAAAAAAUGUGUCCCACAGUUGUUCUAUACUGAUGAUAGGUAUGUUUAGAAACUGUUUCAACCUGAAGAAUUGUGCAAUGAAGUCAUUGAUCUUGUCUCAAGGGACUUGCCAUACAACAUUAUGUGUUCAGCCACUUGUGCCUGGGGAAUAAAGGGUCCAGUUUGUAUCAUAUAAUAUUCUUUAUUUUAGGCCUCUGUAUGAAUUCUGAAUUAUAUUGUUGUGUUCCUGCAAAUCCAUGACAAGUUUCUAUAUAUAUAAGUUGAACAAAGCAUUCCAACAACUAUACCAUACUACAUUUUCCAUUAUACACAUCAAUCAAUGAUUUUGGGCGAGUUUUUAUGCAAUGCCAAAAAUAUGUUGUGCAUAUUAUUAUACUGAUGUUACUAAUAUUUCACUGCUGGGAAGCUUUACGGAGAGGACUGCUGCUAACACUAAUUACAGUGUAGAAGUUAAUAACACAAAAUAAGAUGGCUUCCAGACAGGCAAAAACUGCAAUGUAAACUUUAUGCAAGGAGACCCUGUUGAAUGCAAUAUUAAUUCCCAGUUGUUGACAGAACUUCCAUAUAUAUAACUUAAAUACUUUUGUUAUGCAAUGUUUUCAUUUCUUCUACUAUUCAUUCCUUUUAUUGAGUUGUUAUAGUCCAAUCUGUCUCGUAUGCAGUUGUCUCUUAUUGUGUUUUAGAAUCGCUGCCAAGUUCCAUAGCUUGAGGCAUCAUGUGUGAAUGGCUGGUUUAACAAUCAAGCAAAUGCAAGACUUGAAAUUCUGAUAUCAUAUAUAUACUUUACACAAGACAUACUGGGGAGUCUGCUUAGUUUGAACACAGUUAAUCAGAAAACAGCAGGAAGCAGAAAGAAAAUAAAAUACCUGAUUUUUUUCUUUUUUUGUCUUUGUAAGAAAACUAUCAGUCAGCCAAAAUACUCCCACUCAUUUCUAAAAGAAUUUGGAGGGUUAUGUUGUGUGAACUUGCACUAAGCAAUCCUGAAGAAAUGAAGUUGAUCAAGUCUUACACGCUUCAAGAGAUACAUGAAUGCAUGGGUGUCAGUUGCUGGCCAGCAAAGAGAGGCAUCGCCAUUGCACUGUUUGCCUAUGUUUAUCACAUUCACAUACAUUGUGUAGGUCUAAUGGCGCAAUCUUUGGUUGGUCAUAGCCUAUCAUCUCAGUGAAGCUAAUUCACAUAUGCCCUUUUAACAUGAGCACAGGACUUAAUGUGGGGGGGGGGGGGGGGGGUUGCGCCACUGACAUUAUUGGGCUUUCUUGUUUAGUUCGUUGAUUUACUCUUUCAUCUGUUUGAUGUGACCAUUCCACUGAAUAAUAAUUAAGCCCAAGCUGACAAUAUUGAAGUGGAAGACAAAGCCCAAUACUAAUAACCUUCAGCUCAAAUUAGAAUGAUCGAUGAAAAAGUUAGAUGAUGAAAAAGUUUCAAAAAGUUAAAUUUGUUACAAGCACAGCAUUCUCAAUUGUAGGCCAUCGACAAUUAUCAUAAAUUACUAUGACUAUUUGAGCGACCUGGCAUAACCAAAGAAAAUCUGGCAUUUUCCAACAGAUUUGGAUUUAAUCUAGCGGACUCAACUGUGCUGUUUGACAGGGUAAAUGCCUUUUAUUUUCACCUUAAUCUGUGAUUUUUCAUCACUUGCGCAUUUCUAUUUCUAACAAAGAUGCCCAAAUCUGAGCAUAUAGGCCUAUUCAGCAUCUAUGUUGCAUCAGUUAUAAGGCUCUUUGCCUUGUUUUUUUGCACACUCCUUUUCUCUACAACCUUUCUACAACUUAACUGUGGAAUUCGGGGUGGUAACUGUUCAUAAAAAAGAAAACACAUUUCUAUAGUAUGCAUGUACGUACAUUGUAAAUACUUUUAAACCUUACUUGGACAUCAUCACACACAAUUUUAUAUAAUCUAUGAAAUUGAUUUGAAAAGUUACUUUAGAUUACAUGGGGUUGUUGUUGUUUUUUUAUAUAAAUGGGAAAUUGUGGUUCAAUUUUUAUGAUGAAAUUAGUUCAUGUUAUUUGUGCAAUUCUGCAACACACCCUGAAAUGGCUUUAAAAAUCUUACCAUGUACUUGAUUUGAGCAUUUUAAAAUUCUUCAGAAGAGAAAAAAAAAAGAAAAGAGCUGCACUGACAAAUUAUAUUCAAAAUUACAAUGAAUAAAACUGGGAUAACACUUUUGAGCAUCGAAGUUGUUCCUGGGGCUUAAUUUCAGCCGUUUUGUCAAGUCAAAGCAAAACCAUGACCACUUGGAAGUGCUUGAAGUGAAGCACAUACUUGUUUAAUUUAAUACUUUGCAGUCACUUGGUGCAAUGAUGCACAGGCCCAAGAAGGCGGUGGCAGUCGCUCUCCUGGCUGGGUGACCAGAUAGGGUAUUUUGUACUGCUGGCUGUGUGACUGCAAAGUGUUAACCAGUCAGUAAUGGAUGUACCAAGCAAGUGAUGUGCACCGGUGUCUGUGGUGUUGUGUUGUGGAUAGGUGCUUCGUUGUUGCACGCAGGAGACCUGAGUUUGAUUCCAGAGCGGGGAGCAAUAUUUAUUGAGUAUCCUGUUUUUCUGCUGGGAUGUUGUGUCCCUCUCAGGCUGAGUCAGAAACCUGCCUUUCUAAUUAUCUAACUGUGCCGAUAGGGGCAUAAAAAACAGCUGCAUACUUUAAAAAAAGUGAUGUGUGCUUUUGCCACACACAAGGCAAGUGUUGAUCUCUCUCUCUCCCUCUCUCUCUCUCUGCCCCCCCCCCCCCCUCCCCACUCAACAUCAGGACACCGCUCAUUAGACACCAAAGGUCACUUUACAGACACAUCUGUCUCUGUUGUAUCUGUAGAUUUAUGUACCAAGUUUAAGUUUAAGUCUGUGAUCACAUAGAAAGACUUCGAUAUUUUUAUUUAUAAUAUUAAUUUGUUUAUUAUUUCCCCUUUUUUUUUGCAUUUAAGUUUAAGAUGCUUGUUGUACUUAGGGUUUGAAUAUCAAUCCACUUUAUCAUAAAGUAAAAAGUCAGAUAUUUCUUUCAUUGUAUGAAAAUUAACAAUGCCAAGUAUGCACAUGUAGAGAUCUAUUUAAUUUUUUACAUCAACCUCUCAUGCCAUGCUCAUGCUUAUUUUCUUCAUUCACCAAAUUCAGAAAGAGUUGAAUCUCAGUUGUUCGGUGUGUAUGUGUGUACAAAUUGUGACAUAAUUUUGCAUUCCAAUUCAGAAGUAUGAAUAUCGGCUGUCACCAUGUAUAUUAUGAUUAUCUUUACACAUGAUGUUCAUGGUAAUGUCUACACAUUGCAUAAAUGCUUCCCAAUCUGCAUUCUUUUUAAUGUAUGUGGUAAGAUACAAAGUGUUCAUAUAUGUUUUCACAAUGUAAAACCCCUUCUGACUGAACAAUAGCCCAAUAGAGUCCAUAAAUUUAGCAUUGUAGUCCUGUUGCGAAAAUUUAUUUUAAGCAAAAUCUGUAUAUAUAUAGUCCAAGCGCACAGAAAGCAUCUUAUUAUGUUUUAACAAAUCCAGUUCUUUCCACAUUUAGAUUUUUUAUCUGCAUUCUCUAUUUCUUUAAUUACAAAGUGUGGAUUUGCGUAGCCGAUGUAGGCUACUCUGAACAAAAUCAGAAGAAUCUGAGAAUCAUCAGUUUGAAAGCAGCACAGUCAGCCCCUGCACAUUGCUCUCUACCUACCUUUAUAAGUGUCGAUUUUGUCUUAGACUGUCACUCAGUAUACCAUCUCACUGUAGGGAUUAAUAAGAUUUAGAGGUCACAAAAAAAUUGUCCCUUCCAUGGCAACCCAGACUCAUUCCAAAGGAUGAAUGCCGACUAAAGUAACAGUAACACUUUCUUCUGUUGCCCCUGACACAGAAUUUACUAGUUCUGCAAACAUGGAUUGUUCCCUCCUUUACACUUUAUAAUAAUAUAUGCGGUCAGACCACCAUCUUGUGUGUACAGUAGGCCUAUUUAUUGUUUUAACUUCCCAAGGGUAAUUGAAAGGUUUUUGGAGAUUCAGCUCAGUAGGACUUUAGUCCUUUUGAUCUCAUGCUCAAUUAGGCUAGGCCUACAUUAAAUAUAAAAUUUACAACAGUACAGUUGCCUCCGUUAAUCUCAUUUUUAAGUACUGAAAACUGAUUGUGGAUCUCAACUCCUCAUCUUUUACAGUACAGGGUGUGAAAAAUCUUAAGAAUGUGACAACUGACAAUGGUUCAGCGAUAUAUUGAAAGUUGAUGUACAUGAUGUAAUUAAAUUUCCCAAUGGUCUUACUUAUGGAAAGGUGCUUCGCAGCAAUUAAAUAUAAUAUAAUAUUAUAUAUUAAAAGCU